This is a messenger RNA of Rhopalosiphum padi (bird cherry-oat aphid), 1872 nucleotides long. RefSeq names its product protein singed wings 2 (gene swi2). Gene Ontology annotation, molecular function: protein binding. The transcript has 10 exons. The record is from RefSeq and is a predicted model, not a curated record. NCBI's taxonomy places the organism in Eukaryota, Metazoa, Arthropoda, Insecta, Hemiptera, Aphididae. Bases 243 to 1517 code for a protein of 424 amino acids.
CGUGACGUUUUGACUAGACGCUCGUGAUGAUAGGUAUUUGACGGGAACACAGAGACUGUAUGACAUUUUUCAUAUAGUCUGUGGCGGGAACGUCGCUAGGAAAAUGGACGCAUUCCACGUGGUUGUUUUGACGUCCGCCACGGUUCUGUCGUUGUACCGGACCGUUUCAGCGGGUACGAAAAUAGGCGAAUUGUGCGCGUCGUCAACGCCCCAGAACAAAUGCAUGAGCGUCAACAAGACGGAUGGGUAUCGAGUGGCUUGUAGUGGUGGUUUUCGCGAGGACUACUCGGUCGAAGAGUGAUUAUUUUUUAUUUCAAAUGCUUACACUUUGUCAUUGGCCGUUGGACCACUUCGAUCCAGUCAUGUCGCUGCGCCUUUACCCAAAACUCGUGAAAUUGACCAUAACCAAAAGCAAAAUCAAAGAGAUUGUCGGCGAGUUUCCGGAGUUCUUACACAACUUAAAGACUUUAAAUUUAUCCCAUUUGAACCUUGAGCGUGUUAAGUACAGUACAUUUAAGUACUUAACGUCUUUGGAAGUCUUGGAUUUGAGUUACAAUAAACUCAAUCAUUUAUACUCGCCUACAACGGAAUACUUACCGAAAUUGAAACAAAUUUGGUUAGCCGGAGACUUUUGGUUUUGUAAAAAUGAUUUAUUUUGGUUACUUCAGCUUCAUGUAUCAAAAGAUCCGUUGACUUUCAAAGUGAUGGAUUUCAACCGCAUGACUUGUGGUGGAUAUAAAUACAUCGGAAAACCCGUGAUCCCUGUAUUGCGGCUAUUAAGUGAUUUGGAGAAAGAGUGUCCUAGCAGUCCUCCUGACUAUUGUGUCUGUACGUUGGACAACGUAGUGCGUGGUAGAGGUGCAUCGUUUUACUUACAUCCAGUGAUAACAGUGGAUUGCAGUUAUAGAGAUUUGAAAAUGUUACCAAAAAUACUUCCACACAAUACCACAACGCUAUUAGUCCAAGGCAAUAAGAUAUCUACAUUGGACGAUUUGCUUACCAAUCGCUAUUACAUAAAACUUUUGGACAUUCAUUUGGACUACAAUCGGAUUAGUUCAAUAAGCAUAUUAGAAGGAUCACAUUGGUUGUCACAUUGCAGAGUUAUGAGUUUGAAAGGAAACAAUUUGACUAAUGUACCGACUUAUGCAUUAGAUAAUGCGUUCCAGCGAAAUCGUAACAUCGUUCAACUUUAUUUAGGUGCUAAUCCUUGGCGUUGCAAUUGUUUGUUUGCUCCAGCUUUCCAGGACUUUUUAAUUAAAUAUCAAUCACUGAUAAUGGACUUAUCAGAUAUAAAAUGUUCAUACCAGCAAAAUGAUGAAUAUUACUUAACUCCAAUUCACGAUCUUCCCCGGAAUACAUUGUGCAGAAACUCUGCGACGGACAUGGUGAAUUUUUGGGAUAGUUUGAAUGUGCUGUUGGCUAGUUUGAUAGUAGUUAUCAUUUUAAAGUUUAUUUACGAUUAUAUUAUGUAUAAAAAAUAUGGCAGAUUACCUAGGAUUAUAACAUUAUUACCAUAAACUUAUAAAAAGUGGUAAAUGUUGUGUUUUAAUAAUUUUCAUAUAAAAUUUGAAUGUAAUAUGUUCUUGUAUAUGUUUUAUUAAUUGUAUUUUAAUAAACAUAUUUGUUUGUUAAAAACUCCUUUAAAAUCUUAAAAUACACUGCAGCGUAAACAAUUUACACAAUAAUUAGUAGGUAUAGGUAUGAAAAAAAUAUGCUGUGAUUGGUCACAAAACAUUAAUUAAUGUUUUCCAUUUGGAUGGAGUUCGAAUUCUGAUGACAACGAUAUAUUGUUUUUUUUUUUUUUUUACAAAAUUAAUUUAAUAAUUUGUUCUUCAAUGUUGAUGAUGAAAAAAAUAUACAGCAUUAAACGUG